Molecule: messenger RNA, 1099 nt
Organism: Leptidea sinapis
Lineage: Eukaryota; Metazoa; Arthropoda; Insecta; Lepidoptera; Pieridae
Gene: RPA2
Product: replication protein A 32 kDa subunit
Exons: 6
Coding region: 262-1050 (262 amino acids)
Biological process (GO): nucleotide-excision repair; double-strand break repair via homologous recombination; DNA replication
Cellular component (GO): DNA replication factor A complex; nucleus; chromosome, telomeric region
Molecular function (GO): DNA binding
Source: RefSeq, a predicted model, not a curated record
AGACGUUAGAUCUUCAUUUUGAUUAAUUUGGUCUUUAUAUAAUCAAUGUUUCUAAGUUUUGGCGGGAAUCAAAUGUCAGUACACUCAGUCUCAUUGUCAGUUACGAUUUUCCAAUUAUUAAACAAAAGAUAAAAAGUUUAUAAAAUACCAACUUAUUUGUUUAAAACUUGAAUUUAAUGGGCAGUAGUGCGUAGAGCAAUUCUUAAUUGCAUUUUUGAAAAAGUGAAGCUUUAUAUUUAUUUAGUCUCGCAAUAUAGUAUUAUGUGGAACGAUCAGUCGGUAUCCGGUGGCGGAUUUUUCAAUUCUACAAAUCAAUUUGCAAAUGCUGCCACACCUAAUCAAGGACAAAAGUCUGGUCGUAGAUCUUCACGAACAGCGCCCAUCGUAAUAAAGCAAGCUUUGCAUUGUGGUGAUGAUGGUGUUAAAAUAUGGGGGACUGAAAUACAAUUUGUAUCUAUUGUUGCUCGUGUCCGAAACAUAAGAGUACAAAGUACAAAAAUAACAUAUACUAUACAAGAUUUAACAGGAAGAAUGAGAGCUGUGCUCUGGCUUGAUCAAGAAGCAAUGGAUGAGGAUGAUAAAUCUGCACCAAAGGUCCAAGUAAAUGAUUAUAUUGAAAUAUUUGGAAAUGUGAAAACAAAUAAAGGUAAAAAGGUAUUGAUGGCAUUCAAAAUAAAGCCUAUAACAGAUAUCAAUGCGAUAACAUUUCACUAUCUUCAGUGUAUCAAUAACAAACUUAAAAUGGAAGCUGAAUCAAAGAAGGAAAAACCUUCUAACCCUGCACAAUUUACAAACAAUUUGCCAGCAAAUUCACUAGUGGGUAUGGAUAAUGGGCAAGUCAAUGGAUUAAAUCCACGUCAAAUGAUGGUGUAUAAUCUAAUUCGAGCAGCUACUUUAGAGCAAGGAAUUAGUAAACAGGAUAUUUAUGUUACCCUAAAGGAUAAGAUGUCACAUAAUGAAUUUGAAAACAUUCUUGAGUGGAUGUGUAGUGAAGGCCAUAUCUACUCUACCAUAGAUGAAGAACAUUUCCGUGCCACUGAAGCCUUUUAAGCCUUUUACACCUUUUACUUUAAUAAAAUCUUGAUUAUAUUUACUACAA